This is a messenger RNA of Phycodurus eques (leafy seadragon), 4575 nucleotides long. It is a transcript of the gene duox, whose product is annotated as dual oxidase. The record is from RefSeq and is a predicted model, not a curated record. Gene Ontology annotation, cellular component: NADPH oxidase complex; plasma membrane. Gene Ontology annotation, biological process: response to oxidative stress; defense response; superoxide anion generation. Lineage: Eukaryota; Metazoa; Chordata; Actinopteri; Syngnathiformes; Syngnathidae. Bases 1 to 4575 code for a protein of 1524 amino acids. Gene Ontology annotation, molecular function: peroxidase activity; superoxide-generating NAD(P)H oxidase activity; heme binding. The transcript has 33 exons.
AUGGACUUGCGUCAGCCAGUUUGGAGUGUUUGUGCAGUGUUCGGCUUGCUGCUCGUUGUUGAUUCGCGUGGGGAAAUAACGUGGGAAGUUCCUCGCUUUGACGGUUGGUACAACACUUUAGGAUGUCCUAAACGUGGAGCAGUCGGCUCACACCUUGUGCGGCUCGUGCCCGCGAACUUCCGCGAUGGCGUCUACCAAGCUGAGCACGAGUUGCCCAAUCCGAGAAGCCUGAGCCGCACUCUCAGCGCCGGGCCUUCUGGGUUGGCCUCCAUUAGAAACCACACCGUGUUAGCUUUGAUUUUUGGUUAUCAUGUUGCGUUUGAAAUCACUAACUCACGGACUCCUGGGUGCCCACCUGAAUUUAUGAACAUCCCAGUACCUAAAGGCGACCCCAUUUUUGACCCGCAUGGCACCGGUGAAGUUCUGCUGCCCUUCCAGAGAGGACCAUGGGACAAAGACACAGGCCAGAGUCCCAGCAACCCUCGUACACAGGUCAACACGGUCACAACUUGGAUUGAUGGCAGCUCCAUCUAUGGCCCAUCCACUUCCUGGUCAGACUCCCUGAGAAGCUUUUCUGAUGGACUGCUGGCCUCCGGCUUGGAGUGGAACAUGCCAAGACAAGCGAACGGACACACUUUCAUGAGGAGCGCUGCUGACCCCACAACAGGUGAUCAUGGACCUCAGGGGCUCUAUGAGUUGGGAAAUGCUUGGGCCAACGAGAAUGUGUUCACAGCAGCGGAGGGGAUCAUCUGGUUUCGUUACCACAACUAUUUGGCCUCCAAACUGCGUGAGGAACACCCACAGUGGUCAGAUGAGGAGUUGUUUCAAAAUGUCAGGAAGACAGUUGUGGCCACAUUCCAGAAUAUUGCUCUUUACGAAUGGCUGCCAGCAUACCUGGGAGACAGAACCAUUCCGCCCUACCCAGGUUAUCAGAAGUUUGUUGAUCCAGCUAUCUCCCCUGAGUUCCAGGCUGCCGCUAUGAGAUUAGGUAUCACUAUGGCUCCCCCCGGUGUUUACAUGAGAAACAGAACCUGCCAUUUCCGAAAGAUCAUCGACACUGAUGGCAGUUCAUCAUCAGCCUUGCGACUUUGUAACAGCUUUUGGAAACGUCAGGAGAUUAAUGUGAACAGAAGCCAGGAUGUGGAUGACCUCCUCAUGGGCAUGACCUCUCAGAUUGCAGAGGACGUUGACCACAUUGUUGUGGAGGACUUAAGAGACUUCAUGUAUGGACCUCUUAAAUUCACUCGCACGGACUUGGUGGCGCUGACUGUCCAGAGAGGAAGAGACUUUGGCCUUCGCAGUUACACGGAGGUCAGACAAGCACUGAGUCUGCCUCCUGUAAAGAAAUUUGAAGACAUUAAUCCUGAGCUCAACAGGACCAACCCACAAUUGCUCAGAGAAGUUGCACAAAUUUAUGAUGGCGAUAUCUCCAAACUCGAGCUCUUCCCUGGAGGACUGUUAGAGUCAACGGGGGCUCCAGGUCCAGUUUUCUCCGCUAUAAUCUUGGACCAGUUUGAACGCAUACGAAAUGGCGAUCGCUUCUGGUUUGAGAACAAACAGAACGGAUUGUUCUCAGAUGAUGACGUCCAAAAGAUCCGCAACGUGACGUUUCAUGACGUCCUUGUGGCAGUCAUCAACGCAGAGGAUUCGGACAUACAAAAGAGUGUGUUCUUCUGGAAGAGUGGUAAUCCUUGUCCUCAACCCACUCAGCUGAACGCAUCAAUGCUCCAUCCCUGCACUAAUGCCACCAAGCUCAAUUACUUUGAUGGGAGUAAAGUUGGCUUUGGGAUACUUAUUGUCAUUCUGUUCCUCUUUCCUGUUGUGAGUUACUUAGUGGCUUGUACGGUGGCGUAUCGCCGCAAGUACCGCUACACAAAGUUCCAGAAAAGAGGGAGCCCAAUUGCAAGUACAGAGACAAUAGCUUCAGGAUUCGCUGCCUAUGAGUGGCAGAACGAUAAAAAGCCUCUGCAUCCCGUCAGUGUAGAGGUCAUAGAAGAGAGGAAGUUGCAGAUAUGGGACAGAUCUGGAUCUGCUCUCCGCUGCUUGAAUCUGAACAAACAGCAUUGCCAUGAUGUGGUCCUCUCAAAUGACCGCAAUCAGAAAGCUCUACUGCUCAAAGUGCCGAAAGAAUACGACCUAGUGCUAUUUUUCGAUGACGAGAGCAGACGUGCUGCAUUCCUCAAGUGUCUGCACCCAGAGGUGACUGACGACAGGCACGGGGUUCGAUUGAGGGAGAUGAGUGAGAAGGCGCUUCUGAAGGAGGCGUUAACAGGAGAGCAAAGGGCGCAGAUUGUGGAAACAUUCAUCCGACACGCUUUCUCCAAGGUUUUGGAAAUAGAGAAGUGCGAUGCCGGGGACAUGAACGGUGUUUCCUGUAAGAAGGCCAAAGAGGUUCUGCAGUGCGAGUUGACAGCAGGAGAGUUUGCCGAUGCGCUGGGCCUCAAGCCUGACUCCUUAUUUGUGGACUCCAUGUUCACGCUGGCUGAUAAAGAUGGCAAUGGCUACCUCUCCUUCCAGGAGUUUCUUGACGUCAUUGUCAUUUUUAUGAAAGGAACCCCUGAGGAAAAGUCCAAGCUGAUGUUCUCCAUGAAUGACAUCAGCGGAAAUGGUUAUUUAUUAAAAGAAGAAUUUGCCAGGAUGCUCAGGUCCUUUAUCGAAAUCUCCAACGGUGCGUUGUCAAAGCGUCAGACGGAAGACGCCAUCAGAGCCAUGAUGCAGGCAGCGGGGUUUGAUAACAAAGACAAUAUCACAUGGGAAGACUUCCAUUUCCUCCUGCGGGACCAUGAGAGGGAGCUGCAGUUUGCCCAGCUCAGUGUUAAAGGCGUGGAGAAUCGAGGAAAGAAAUUGUUUGAUCGCGACCAGAGAGUUUCCUUUAUCUGCCCAGUGAGAAACAGUGACAAUGCAGAAGGACUGGAUAUCCGCAGACGGAAAAAGUUUUACCUAAAUACUCCCAAUGUGUAUGUGAAGCCCAAGCGCAGCCACUACAUAAGAAGCCCCAUCUGGCAGAAGAUCCAACAGUUCAAACGAUUCAUUGAGAACUACCGCCGGCAUAUUGUCUGCUUCAUUGUGGUUUACAGCAUAACCGCCGGCGUGGUGCUCGAGAGAUGUUAUUACUACAGUUUUCAAGCCAUGUCAACAGGCAUGCCUGAGACUUCAGUGGUGGGCGUGGUGGUGUCCCGUGGCUCAGCGGCCGCCAUCUCCUUUCUGUUUCCCUACAUGCUCCUCACAGUGUGUCGCAACCUCAUCACGCUGUGCAGGGAGACUUUCCUGAACCGAUACAUCCCCUUCGAUGCCGCCAUCGACCUUCAUCGCUCCAUGGCCUCGACCGCCGUCGUCCUCACAGUUGUUCACAGCCUGGGCCAUGUGGUCAACUUCUACAUCUUCUCCAUCAGUGAUCUCAACAUCCUGGCUUGUUUGUUCCCAAAGGUUUUGACUAACAAUGGGUCUGAACUUCCUCCCAAGUGGUCUUGGUGGUUCUUUCAAACUGUUCCAGGAUUCACCGGUGUGCUGCUUCUCUUCACUUUGGCAUUCAUUUAUGUUUUCGCCUCCCGCCAUUUUCGACGCAUUAGCUUCCGAGGGUUCUGGAUCACUCAUUACCUUUACAUUGUUGUGUAUGUUUUGACAAUCAUUCAUGGCAGUUUUGGCCUACUUCAAGAACCACGUUUCUACAUCUUCCUCAUCCCACCUGCACUGCUCUUCCUGCUGGACAAAUUAAUCAGUCUGAGCAGGAAGAAGGUGGAAAUUCUUGUUAUCGGAGCAGAGUUGCUGCCUUCAGGCGUGACUCAUCUGGAGUUCAAACGACCACAAGGCUUUAGGUAUCGUUCGGGCCAGUGGGUCCGCAUUGCAUGCCUGAUGUUGGGAACAGAUGAGUACCAUCCGUUCACGCUGACAUCUGCCCCUCACGAGGAGACUCUCAGCCUGCACAUCCGGGCCGUGGGGCCCUGGACCAGCCAGCUCAGAGAGCUCUACAGUGAAGAAAGUCUGAUUGAGUUUGGAGCCUAUCCAAAGCUGUACCUGGAUGGCCCAUUCGGAGAGGGACACCAGGAAUGGACUGACUUUAAGGUGUCUGUUUUGGUGGGAGGAGGCAUCGGUGUCACGCCGUUUGCCUCCAUCCUCAAAGAUCUGGUGUUCAAGUCUUCCAUCAAGUCCAAGAUUCAGUGUCAAAAGGUGUACUUCAUCUGGGUGACGCGGACGCAGCGUCAGUUUGAGUGGGUGUCAGACAUCAUCAAGGAGGUGGAGGAGAUGGACUCACUGGAGCUGGUGUCAGUUCACACUUACAUCACGCAGGUGGCCCAGAAGUUUGACCUCCGCACCACCAUGCUGUACGUGUGUGAGCGUCACUUCCAGAAGGUGUGGAGCCGCAGUCUGUUCACGGGGCUGAAGUCUGUUACCCAUUUUGGCCGGCCGCCCUUCGUGUCCUUUUUCAGUUCACUCCAGGAGGUUCAUCCGGAGGUGUCCAAGAUUGGUGUGUUCAGCUGUGGACCACCGGGACUGACCAAGAAUGUGGAGAAAGCCUGUCAGCUCAUGAACAAGAGAGACCAGGCACUGUUUAUGCACCACUAUGAGAACUUUUAA